AUGGUGCCUCUUGGAAAGAAACCUGCCAGAGAGGCCUCCAACUCCAACAAAAAGUAAGAGCAGUGGAAGGAGGAGUUCCCCUGGCUGGACUCUGACUACGAGUGGAAGCUGAUGUUUUGCCUUGAGUGCCGGCAGGCCCUGAUGAGAAACAAGCACGGGAACAAAGCCGAGAACGCCUUCACGGUGGGCACCGACAACUUCCAGUGCCAUGCCUUGCUGCACCACAUCACCUCUGGAGCCCACCGUCAAGCUCUGGCUGUCAACCAGCGUCAGCCCACUCUAGAGGGCCCUGCUGAGGGAGAAGGGUCCUACCCCAGCUUGGUAAUCACCCCCACCUUCAGAGCUGUCAAGAUGGAGGUGAAUCAAUCAGUGGCUCCGCUGACCACUGUGUACUGCAUGGCUAAAGAGGACGCGCCCGAUGACCGCCGUUCUGCCCUACUUGAGCUGCAGAGGUUCAACCUGUAUCAGGCACUGCUGGGCAUAGAGCAUGGUGAUUGCUACAACCCCAGGAGGGUGAAAUUCAUGCAGGUGGCCAUUGCCAGUGUCUUGCAUGCAGAGGACUGCCAGCGCCUGAAGGUAUCCCCGCAUGUGGGGCUGGUGUUAGACGAGACCAGGGACUGGCCUGAAUCCAGUCUGGCCCUGUUUGCUACUUGGAUGUCCCCGUGUGAUGGUCAGCCUUCUACCACUUUCCUGGGCAGUGUGGAGCUACAGGAGGGUGAGGUCACUGCUGGCCAAUUCCUAGACAUUCUUCAGGCCUUUGGUGUAUCUGCACCCAAACUUGCCUGGCUCAGCUCAAACUUCCCCAGUGACCACCUUGGGAGUGUCAGCCUGCAGCUCCAGACCCUCUGCCCCUUGCUCAUGGACCUGCACUGCCUCCCUGGUCGGACAGAUCCCCAACCCCCUGCCUACCUGGGUGAAUAUGAGAGCAUACUGGACGCCCCGUUCCGCCUGCAUGGUGGCCCCAGUUCCCACAUGGUUCCCGAAUUCCGUGCGGCCUUGGAUCUUGCAGCUAUUGACUUGAUGGGUCCCCAGCCAGUGCCUUGGGCCUCCCUGUUGCUUGUCGUGGAAGCAGUGGCUGAGGCCUGGCCUAGUUUGGUGUACACCUUGGAGGCCACAGCCCCGGUCUCUCCCACAGCUGCUGCGCUGGCCUUGGCCCUGCGCCAGUUCACUUUCGUAGUCGUCACCCACCUGCUGCUGGACGCUCUGCCCUCGGUGCAGAACUUGGUUCUGCAACCACAAGAGCCCGACUUGGCCUUGCUGCAGCCAGUGGUGAUGGCGGCCGGAGCUUCCCUGAAAGCUCAGAGCGGCUCCGGAGACGCCGGUCACCAGGGUUUCCUGCAGGAACUGGCCAGUCCCAAGUCCGACCCCGACGCGGGCGGCGGGCGCUGCACCUGCGGCGUGGAGCUGCAGGGCUACACCGAGGCUGUGCUGCGGCUCUUGGAGCGGCUCCGGGAGCCUUUCCUGGACUCCAUGCGGAAGGGGCUGAGGGACUUCUUCCCCGGACCCUCGCUGGAUGCCGUGGACGCCCUGACUGCGGUCUUCGAUCCCCGCCGCUACCCGCGGGUGCCCUAGGAGCUGGGCGCGCACCGCGAAGGGACGCUGCAGUCGCUGCGGCGUGGCUUCGCGUCCGCGGUGAUGCGCCAGCGCGCGCUCGGCGACUUUGCGCUCUGCAAGCGCGUGGUGGCCAGUCUCCAGCGGCUCGGCCCACGGGCGUGCGCCAAGCUGGCGUGCACGCAUUCCGAGCUGCGCGAGCUCUUCCCCGACUUCGCCGCCCGUCGGUGGCGGGGACAGAGCCGGGCAGGGGAUCGCCGGGCCGGCCACGUGCUGAAGAUCGCGGAUGGGCCCCCGCUGCAUGAGUUUGACUUUGCGCUGGCUGUGGAGUUCUUAGAGAGUGGGUGGGGGGAAGGGGCUGCUGGGGUCUCCUCUCAUCUGAGGGUGGCCGCCUCCUGUCCUAGCUAGCCUGGGGUCCUCGAAAUUGAAAGGCACGCAUGGCCUUAACGGUGCUACUCCUAAGCUGACCUACUGUUUUGUCUGGCUCCUCUCCUGAUAACCAAACCCAUCCCCUGACCUGUGAGGAAACAGGAGCCUGGGCAAGUCGGCAGAUGGACACCUCCCUCCACCCCAAAGAAAGUAGAGAGGUUUCAGAUGAAGGAAGUAAGCAGAUUCGGCCUUAAGAACUGAAGGACAGAGGAAAGGAGAAUGGGUCCCUGGGAAUUUCGUAGCUCGGUCCUUUGCAGUCUCUUCCUAAGAGACUAGCGAACAGAUCAUAGUGUCUGCUUCUGACAGACAGCACAACACUCUCCUCACACAAACUAAUAGGUCCAGGAUGGAGUGAUUGGAAGGAGGCAGUGAUGCCCUUCCAUCUGCUACCUGGGGGCUUCUCUGCAAUGACCGUGUUUAUAGGCCUAAAUCUACAAAUGGUAAAUAAAUCUAUCCUAUGUUUCAUAGGGUUGACAUCAAAGAAUCAAGAAGAACUUCAUUUGGUUUUGCAAUUACAGGAGCUCAAAAAAGUUCCAAAUAGCAUGGAUUUUCUCCUCCUUCUCCUCUUCCUCCUCUUUUUCCUCUUCCUCCUCCUCCUCCUCUUCCUCCUUCUCUUCCCCCUUCUCCUCCCUCCUCUUCCUUAAAAUCUGGUUGUUAAGUUCCUA
This is a messenger RNA of Nannospalax galili (Upper Galilee mountains blind mole rat), 2645 nucleotides long. RefSeq names its product chromosome unknown C17orf113 homolog (gene CUNH17orf113). The record is from RefSeq and is a predicted model, not a curated record. NCBI's taxonomy places the organism in Eukaryota, Metazoa, Chordata, Mammalia, Rodentia, Spalacidae.